This is a messenger RNA of Acaromyces ingoldii, 237 nucleotides long. RefSeq names its product splicing factor 3B subunit 5/RDS3 complex subunit 10. Gene Ontology annotation, cellular component: precatalytic spliceosome; U2 snRNP. Gene Ontology annotation, biological process: mRNA splicing, via spliceosome. The record is from RefSeq and is a predicted model, not a curated record. The transcript has 3 exons. Bases 1 to 237 code for a protein of 78 amino acids. Lineage: Eukaryota; Fungi; Basidiomycota; Exobasidiomycetes; Exobasidiales; Cryptobasidiaceae.
AUGUCGUCGCAGCUCGAACACCUGCACUCCCGGUACCAGGGGACGAUCAACCCGGACAUCACGAAGCACGAGUGGAUCACGCAUCAAUUUCGAGACACCAGUGCAUCCAUCAUUGGACAUCCACCACUCCAUUCGUACCUGGCCUUGGCCGACGGCGAGUGCAAAGCUCGGGUCAAGUUCGAGCUGUGCGAGAAAAUGCUGCAACCAACGGGGCCUCCGCCACCUCUCGACGAAUGA